Messenger RNA from Astyanax mexicanus (Mexican tetra), 10052 nucleotides. Its product is annotated as collagen alpha-3(VI) chain. The record is from RefSeq and is a predicted model, not a curated record. Bases 261 to 9113 code for a protein of 2950 amino acids. The transcript has 45 exons. Gene Ontology annotation, molecular function: serine-type endopeptidase inhibitor activity. NCBI's taxonomy places the organism in Eukaryota, Metazoa, Chordata, Actinopteri, Characiformes, Acestrorhamphidae.
GAGAGUGUGUCCUGUUUCGGGCUGGGAUUCUCCACCACUUCUCCACUGGAGAACACACAGCUGGACGUCCUGACCAGUGUCCUGCAGUGUCUCCUUGGUCUGAUCCCCCAGAACCCGGACUCACUUUUACACUUCGCUGUCAGGAAACACCAGAGAGAUAAUGACUUAGAAUCAGAAGAUUUGUUAUUUUGCAGAAUAUUAGAGCCUCUAAAAAUUCUGUGGAAUACCACGUCUUUUAUUCAAGGCUUCUUCUGGUGCCUAUGAAGACGAUGUCAAAAAUGCGGUUGCUUCCACUGUGCAUCCUCCUAGGUGCACUGUUUUUCAGCCACCUCCCAAAACUUGAUGCUCAGGACUCCCAAGAUUCAGCUGACCUUGUACUCUUAAUUGAUGGAUCAGAGAACGUUGGAGCUGCCAACUUCCCUCUCGUCCGUGAUUUGGCUCUGCGAGUGAUCGAGGGGCUCGAUGUGGGCAGGGACAUGAUCCGGGUAGCCCUGGUGCUCUAUGGUGCUGACCCAGAGAUAAAGUUCUAUCUCAAUAGCUAUGACAACAAAGCGGACAUCCGGAAUGUUGUGCAAGGGCUUAAAUUCCUGGGUGGAGACGAUUCUAAUCUGGGGGCAGCUUUGGAACAGGUUACCGAGAGUCUGUUGGGCCCUGAGGCAGGGGGCAGGGCAGAGGAAGGGGUGCCCCAGGCCUUGGUAAUUAUCAGCGCUGGGCAGUCCACUGAUGAUAUUAGUGAGGGAGAAAGGGCACUAAAGCAGGCCAAUGUGUUCACAUUUGGUGUUGCGGUGGGCGAGUCAGCUAGUGCCCAGCUGCAGGCUGUCGCAACUGAGAAAAGCUUUGUUCUGUCCGCCCCUGAUGUCAGAAUGGUGACAGGAAUGGGUGAUCAGCUGCUUCCGUAUAUUAAAGGGGUGGCCCAGCGCACCAUUGUGAUAGAGACUGAAUUCACAGCAGCCUUGGCCGUUUCAAAGAGGGACAUAAUAUUUCUUAUUGACAGCAGCAUGGGUUCCACCUCCAUCAAUGCAGUACGUGAAUUCAUCAGAAAAUUUAUUGACACAAUGCCAAUUGGGACUGAAGAAGUGCAGAUUGGCGUGGCUAUGUUUUCCAACACCCCAAGUGUUGAGAUUGAUCUCAAUUCAUUUGACUCAAAGAAAGGUCUAAUAUCAGCCCUUGGUCGAAUUAAACCUAAACCCUCACCUGAUGUCAACAUUGGUGCUGCUUUGGACUUUGUGAGGACCAAUAUGCUCACCUCUGGAAAAGGCAGUCGCAUUCAAGAAGCAGUGCCCCAGCUUGUAUUGCUGAUCACCAGCAAGAAGUCUAGAGACAGUGUCCAACAACCAGCUGAGGCCCUACAGCGUGUGGGUGUCCUAACCUUGGCUGUUGGAUCCAAGGCAGCUGAUGAAGCUGAACUCAAGCAGAUAGCUUUUGCGGAGAGCAUGGUCUUCAUGCUGAAGGACCUUCGGUUGUUAUUACGCAAUCCCAAACCGAUUGUAUCCCCACUCUCCACACUCUCAGGUAUUAUAACCCCAGAGGGACCUACUGAAUCAGAAAUUGAAAUAACAACUAUUCAGACCCAGCGAGUAGUCAGGGACUUUGUCUUCUUGGUCGAUGGAUCAGACUAUGUUGGAAAUGCAAACCUACCUUCUGUACGGGAAUUCAUGUCCGGUAUAGUCACCCGACUAGAUGUUCGUCCGGAGCGAGUGCGCAUUGGCCUGAUGCAGUUUGCUGACACACAGAAAACUGAAUUCUAUCUGAAUUCUCACACCACCAAACAAGAUGUGCUUACUAACAUAGCUCAGCUACGACUGAUGGGUGGAAACGUGGUGCGCACUGGAGCAGCACUUCAGUAUGCUAUCGCCAACCACUUCCAGGCUUCAGCUGGUUCUAGAAGAAAUCAGGGGGUCCAACAAGUACUGAUACUUAUUACUGGAGCUUCAUCUCAAGAUGAAGUCAAAAGAGUUGCAGACCAGGUAGCACUGGCUGGAGUCCUGACCUUUGCUGUCGGAGCUGGCCAGGUAGCAGAAAAUGAGUUGAGGACAGUCGCUUUUGUUCCAAAUCUGGCAUACUAUGAACAGAGCUUUACAGCCUUGCCAAGCCUUGUUGAACAAAUCCUGACACCCCUCACCACCGUUGUAGGCAAUCAUGAAACAGUUACUCCUACAGUCAUUUCGACGAGUGGCGGCGAGAGGGAUGUUGCCUUUUUAAUAGAUGGCUCUGAUGAUGUUAGACGAGACUUUGGUUACAUCCGUGACUUCAUAAUCAAGGUCAUUGAGCCCCUCGACGUUAGUUUUGAUAAAGUGCGGGUUGCUGUUGCCCAACACAGUGAUAGAGCAACCCCUAGUUUCUACCUAAACACCUACAAAACCAAAGAAGAAGUCUUGAGGGCCCUCAGGGGGCUCACUCCAGUUGGUGGCAGGAGUCUAAAUACUGGGAUUGCUUUAAAAUUUAUGAAAGACACCGUCUUAUCAUCAAACUACGGCAGCAGAGCAGCCCAAAAUGUCCCUCAGUUUUUAAUCGUUCUAACAGGAGGGAAAUCAAGGGAUAGCGUUAAAGAACCAGCUAAUGCCUUAAAGACUGAAGGAGUGGUGCCUUUUGGUGUUGGAGUGAAAAAUGCAGAUCCUAAGCAGAUUGAGGCCAUUUCUCACAAUCCAUCAUUUGCCUUCAACGUAAAGGAAUUCAGCCAGCUCAGCACAGUCCAGCAAAAGCUUAACAGCUAUGUGAGUCUACCGAAGGAACAACUGGACGUCGUCCUCAUGGAAGGGUCCCAGGGUCCCAAGAAGGAUGUUGUCUUCGUGAUCGAUGGUUCUGACGGUGUUGGAAGAGAGUUUCCCAUCAUCCAAGAGUUUGUUCGCAGAGUAGUGGAGAACUUAAACGUUGGCGAAAACCAGAUCCGCAUUGGCGUAGUGCAAUACGGAGACACUGCACGUCCAGAUAUAUACCUCAACUCCCACAACACCAAAGAGGGGGUUCUAAAUGCCAUCAAGGAAAUCAGACAGCUAAGAGGAAGACAGCGCAACCUGGGAGGAGCUCUGAAUUUGGUUGCUCGCGAGGUCCUAGAUCCGAGUCGGGGUGGCAGGAGACCGGAGGGUGUCCCGCAAUUCCUGGUAGUGAUUUCAGGAGGAAGAGCUUCAGACAAUGUCAAAACCCAAGCAGAUGCCCUGAAGAGGUCCGGAAUUGUGCCUUUUAGUAUUGGAACGAGGGAUGUUGACCAGCAAGAGCUGCAAGUGAUCUCCUAUGUUCCCAACUACGCCUACACCGUAGAUGACUUACCUGGUCUUUACACUGUCUCGGAAACCCUUCUCAACACCCUAACAGAGUUGUCUAAUGAACAAUUGGCCCAGUUGCGACCUGUUUAUCCCACUGUGCCAGAAACGCCGUCAAUAACAACAGGAAAAAAGAAAGAUGUCGUUUUCCUCAUCGAUGGAACAACUGCGAUGCGUAGUGAUUUCCCAGCUAUACGCGAUAUGAUUCAGAGGGUGGUGGAGAAGUUAGAUAUUGGCUUAGACAAGGUGAGAGUUGCGGUGGUUCAGUACAGUGAAGACCCCAAGUUAGAGUUCCUCCUCAAUGAGCACUCCACCAAGGAAGAGGUUCGCCAGGCAGUAAGGAGAAUCCGAAGCAAAGGUGGCAGAGUGCUGAAUACUGGUCAAGCCCUGAACUAUGUCACAAAAAACAUCUACCAGAGAUCAGCUGGCAGCCGCAUUGAAGAGCGCGUGCCUCAGUUUCUCAUCUUAGUGACUGGAGGAAAGUCAAACGACGACGUAGCUGACCCCGCCAGUCAACUGAAGCUGAAUUUGGUGGCUCCUCUGGCAGUUGGAUCAGGCAGUGCUGAUUCUGAGGAGCUGAAACUUAUCUCAUUGGCUCCAGAACAGGCGUACAUAAUCCGAGACUUCCAGCAACUACCAUCAGUGGAGCAGCAGCUUUUGGCUACAGUAAAUACUAUGACCACUGAGGAAAUCAUCACACGUGUGCAAAAUCAGAAUAUAGGACUCAAUCUGGGAAAAAAAGACAUCAUCUUCCUCAUUGAUGGAUCCGACAGUGUUGGGGCAAGCGGAAUUGCACACAUCCGUGACUUCAUCGUAAAAAUAGUCCAGCAGCUCAAUGUGAGGCCUGAUCAGGUGCGUGUGGCUGUGGUACAGUACGCCGAAAAACCCCGGACUGAGUUUUCACUCAGAACCCACGACAACAAACAGUCAGUCCUCUCAGCCGUGAAGAGGCUGCGGCAGGUAGGCGGGCGUGGAGGGAACCUGGCGGAGGCUAUCGACUAUGUGAUCAGAAACGAGCUAAAGGAAUCUGCAGGAGCGCGGCGUACGGAGGCCUCUCAACAUCUGGUGGUGCUCACAGGUGGACGGUCCACCUCUGACGUCUCUGCCUACGGUCCGAUACUCAAAUCCUCUCAGGUGAACUGUAUAGGAAUUGGUGCUGGGGCAGCAGAUCAACGCCAACUCAAACAGAUUACAACCACAACAGAGGACCUCAUACAGGUACCCACAUUCCCAGCCCUACCCACCAUCCAGGACAGGUUUAUUGCCAGACUGAAUGGAACAAUUAUAGUGGAACUUCCACCAACUCCAGGACCCAUCCCUGGUCCGAAGGCCAAAGUUGCUGACAUUGUCUUUUUGGUCGAUGGCUCAAUAAAUCUUGGGAAAGACAAUUUCAAAGAGGUCAUGGAGUUUAUCGUCAACCUUAUUGACCUUUUCUUCACUGAACAAGACAAUCUUCAGAUUGGCCUGGCACACUAUGCCUCAGAUGUGACUGAUGUUUUCUAUCUUAAUACAUAUAAUAACAAGGAUGACAUCAUCAACGCCAUUGGCCGAGCAGAGUACAAAGGAGGUCGGAGGAUUAAUACCGGUAACGCCAUCAAACACAUUCAACAAGCGCACUUUGUGAAGGAGAAAGGAAGUCGGAAGGAUGAAGGUGUCCCUCAGAUCCUGAUGAUAGUCACCGGUGGACGUUCUCAGGAUGAUGGUAAAUCGGCAGCACUCGGCCUUAAAGCUACUGGCGUGCGGAUUUAUGCGGUUGGUGUUGGUGAUAUUGAAGAUGAGCUGAAUGAUUUGGGCAGUGAGACGACAACUGUGGCCCGGGCCAGCACCUUCCAGGAGCUGUCUGAGCUGAAUGAACAAAUUUUGGAAACCCUUGAUGAUGAAAUCAUGGGAAUUAAACUGUGUACGGGAGUGAAGGAUACUGCAAAGGCUUGCAACUUGGAUGUCCUCGUGGGCUUUGAUGUGUCGUCACAGAACAUCUUUUCGGCUCAGAGGUCUUUGGAGUCCAAGAUGGCCGGCAUCUUACAGAGAAUUACUCAGAUACAGGGGAUCAGCUGCUCUGGCGGUCAGGCCCCAUCAAUUCAAGUUGGUCUGUUGGCGAUGGACUCCGCCUCUGAGCCGGUUCAUCUGGACUUUACUGAUAACCAUUCUCAGCUCAUGGAGUCCUUCAGGGCUCUGCGCAGCCGUGGACCGUUUGUCCUUAACGGGAAAACUAUUGACGCGUAUACUGCAAGGUUCAGGAGCCAAGCUUCAGAUAGAGUCAAGGUUGUAAUCCACCUGACGGAUGGAUUGGAUGCACAGUAUAACAUCUUGAAAGAGCGAGUUGAGCAAAUGCGGAUUGCAGGAGUCAAUGCCUUCGUCUUAGUUGCACUGGAGAGGGUUCCCCGGUUCGAGGAUGCAGUACUUCUGGAAUUUGGAAGGGGUUUUAGAUACACUCGACCUCUGCGCGUCAAUCUAAUGGACUUGGACUAUGAACUUCUGGAGGAAUUGGACAACAUCGCUGAACGAGAAUGCUGCUCUGUGCCCUGCAAGUGCACCGGUCAGAGAGGAGACAGAGGAGCCGUCGGGCUUCCUGGAUCAAAGGGGUUGCCAGGUGGUCAGGGCUACAGAGGGCAUCCUGGUGAUGAAGGUGGACCGGGAGAACGGGGCCCUCCAGGUGUGAAUGGGACUCAAGGUUUCCAAGGGUGUCCUGGACCAAGAGGUGUAAAGGGUGCACGUGGAUACAAUGGUGAAAAGGGAGAAAUAGGAGAAAUUGGUUUGGACGGCAUUAACGGGGAAGAGGGCAAAAGUGGAGUUGCAGGCCCACCAGGAGAUCGGGGCAACCCCGGACGACGGGGUCCUAAAGGUGCCAAAGGACAAGCAGGAGAUGUGGGCCAGACCGGUAUACGUGGGGAUCCGGGAACAACAGGAAAGGACAACAAUCAGAGAGGACCUAAGGGAGACCCAGGCGAUGCUGGGCCACCGGGAGAGCCUGGCGAGGACGGCAGGAGAGGAGGUGCAGGAGAACCAGGGAGACGGGGUGCUGAUGGUAGACGGGGUCCACCUGGACAAGCUGGAGCUGCCGGAAGGCCAGGUGAGGGUGGUCUUCCUGGAGAACCUGGAAUUGGAGGGUCUCGGGGUCCCAGUGGACCAAUCGGAGCCCCAGGAAUCAGGGGAGAAGACGGCAACCCUGGACCGAGAGGUGCUGGAGGAGCUCAGGGACCACCCGGAGAGAAGGGCAGACGAGGAGCUGUUGGCCGCAAGGGUGAACCUGGCGAUCCUGGACCUAAAGGUGCCGUAGGACCACUGGGACCCAGAGGAGAACCUGGGGACGACGGCCGAGAUGGAUUCGGAAUAUCCGGCCCUAAAGGGAGAAAGGGUGAUGAAGGUUUUCCUGGAUAUCCUGGUCCAAAGGGAGCAGCCGGUGAGCCCGGAACCAAAGGAGAACCUGGUCCCAAAGGAAACAGUGGACAGAGAGGUGUUGCUGGUGGAAUUGGUGACCCUGGACAGAAGGGAGAUGUUGGCUACCCUGGACCUUAUGGCCAGAAAGGACCUAGAGGCCCGGGCGUGGUGGCCUCAACUCAGUGUGACCUCGUCAAGAAAAUCAGGGAUAACUGCCCCUGCUGUUAUGGAGCUCAGGAGUGCCCGCUCUACCCCACUGAGCUGGCAUUUGCCAUGGACGCAUCAAGUGGCGUUUCACGAGCAGCUUUUAAUAAUAUGAAAGAAACCGUGCUGCGCCUGGUGCGAAACAUCACCAUCACAGAGAGCAACUGUCCACGAGGAGCUCGAGUGGCUCUUACUCUCUACAACAGCGAGGUGACCACCGAAAUCCGAUUCGCAGACGCCCUGAAGAAGCGAGUUCUGGUGGAGCGAGUGGAGAGCCUGCAGGCCCAGCAGACCAACAAGCAGCGCAGUCUGGAGACCGCCAUGAACUUUUUGGCACAAAACACCUUUAAACGUGUGCGCAGCGGCUUCCUGGUGCGCAAAGUGGCUGUUUUCUUCGUGAGCGGAAAGGUCAAUCCCACACCCGAGUUCAGCGCUGCUGCACUGCGGCUUUACGACGCUGGAAUCUCCUCCCUGUUCCUAUUGGCCAGCGAGGAUCGCCCACUCGCUCGAGCCCUGCAGAUCAAUAACACUGCAAUUGCCCAGGUUAUAGUCCUACAAUCUCCUGGAAGCACCGCUUACAACACAGCCAUCAACAAGAUAAUGAACUGCCACGUCUGCCUGGACUUCUGCGCUCCUGCUCAGAUAUGUGACUUCGAACCGCCCACCAGCACCAGGGGCCGAAGGGCAUCCGUCACCGACCUGGACAUUGACAUGGCUUUCCUCAUCGACAGUUCCGAGAGCACCUGGCCCACCGUCUUCACAGAGAUAAAACAGUACCUCGCUCAUGUGGUGGAUCAGCUGGAGAUCUCUGCAGACCCGGCCACGACCAUGCAUCACGCUCGAGUGGCGCUGGUCCAGCACGCACCGUACGAGUACCUACACAACAACAGCGGCAUCCCCAUCAGCAUCGGAUUCGGCUUAACCGACCACAAGUCAUCACAGGAUGUCCAGAGCUUCCUCUUGGACAAACUGUACCAGUUGGAAGGCGGCCGCGCCCUGGCGGCGGCCCUCGAGAGCACCGUGGAGAAUGUGUUCGAGAAGGCGCCGUACCCUCGCCACCUGAAGGUGCUGAUGCUGCUGGUGACCGGGCCAGUGGAGGAGGAGGAAGAGAGGCUGGUGAAGGCCGCCACUGAGGUUAAAUGCAAAGGUUACUUCAUCGUGGUGAUCAGAAUCGGUAAUCCGAUCCCUGCUGGAGACGCCCGUGUCCUCGCCCAGGUGGCUAGUGAACCUUCAGACGUCUUCUACAAGAAUGCAGAUGGACCAUUGGGCUUCUACGACAGUCACCUUCAGAUGUUUGCCCAACUGCUGCCCAAGUACCUCAGCCUGGAGAACGCCUUCUACAUGUCCCCUCACGUCUCCAAAAAAUGCCAGUGGUAUCAGAGUGACCAGCCAGGCAAAGUGCCUUUCAGAUCAGUACACUUGCAUGAGAAGAGCCACAAACAUGAAGGACAGCAAGAGGUCCAUGGAGAAAAACAUAAAGAUGUAAAAGCAGAAGAGCUGCACCUGGUUAACGUCACCUCCACGGGCUUCGCCUUGACCUGGGUCAGUGAUGACCCCCAGGCCACUCAUGAGGUCACGGUCACCCGCCUGCAAGAUCACAGCCUGGUGUUGCGCAAGAAUGUGACAGACAAGCAUUUAACACUCGAUCAGCUGGAAGCUGCCCAAACCUAUCACGUAGUUAUCACUGUCCGCAGCGUACAGGGACACGUCACCAGGAUCUUCAAAGGCAUCGUUACCACAAAAGCAGCAGAGGUGAGAGAUGUUCCUGGUGCUGAAGCGACGGGGAUGGUGUCCACCGCACCACUGAGUAAACCAGAAAUCGACCUAUGCUCACUUGACUAUGACAGUGGACUACCGUGCAAAGACUAUGACGCUAAGUGGUACUUUGACAAAAAGAACGGAUUCUGUACCCAGUUCUGGUAUGGAGGUUGUGGAGGCAAUGACAAUAGGUUCGAGACUGAGGCACAGUGCCUCAAACGCUGCAUGAACACAGUUCUGGAGCCACAGCCUCUACAGGCGGACGAGGGCAGACCUGAGGGUCAUUCUGCUCCAGGGGUGGACAUAUGUAAGCUGCCCAAAGAGGAAGGCACCUGUAUCAAGUUUGUGUUAAAAUGGUUCUAUGACUCUGUCAGUAACAGCUGUACCCGCUUUUGGUACGGUGGCUGCGGUGGCAACCUGAACCGCUUUAACACUCAGGAGGAGUGUGAGAAAGAAUGUGGAAAAGGAGCACAUGUGAAACAGGUGCCCGUCAUUGCUGCAGUGAGAACAUAGGGAUACACUGAUGAAGAUUCAACACUCGCCUCUGCUGCGAAAAAGCACCAAAGCCAAGAUGCCUGCACUGGAUUCUGCCAAAGGAAAACCUUUGAAGUAAUACUUUUCCACAAAAGGAGAAAACGGCCAAAUGUGUUGCUGCAUGAUAUUUUCGAACUGGUGCUAUAUAGUGGAUUUUUAGUGUCUAAACAGUAAAACUUCCAGGAUGAAAGAGAUUGUCUUUGUUUUGUUUUGUUUUAUUUUCAUUUGUUUUUGUUUAUGUUCUCCACAGGAGUUUGCAGUUUUAUAGAAAAAGCCAUGUAUGAAUGUGAUAAGAGCAUAUCAGUAAACCUGUUUUGUUAUAGAGCAGGAUGUUCAGCCUGGUUGUCAAUCCAUAGAGUAAAUUUAACUCUCAAAACCAUUCCAGAUUUUACACCCUCGUUUUACUUCCACUGCUGCUUUUAAGAGUCAUUUAUUUUUUAUUUUUUUGGUUUGACUUGUCACAUGCUGGGACCGCUCUCACUCAUAAAAGCUGUUUUUCAUUUAAAGAAUCCACAUUGAUGUUUACACAUCAAACUGAAUCUGGCAACGCUAAAAACUCUAAAUUACGAUGACUGUCACUUCUUUUGCCAGUGAAGAUCAUUCUUUCCUUUUAAAGGAAAUUCUUUGGAACCACUGUCUCAAAACACAGAUGUGCGGGUAAAAAAGAAAACACUUUAUUUGCAUAGCCCACUGAAAAUACUCACAUACACAUGCAUUCAAUAUCAUAUACCCUUUACCAUUUUGACCUUUACUUUCCCCUGUUCUGAAAUACAUAACAAUCACAUGAACAGACUAAACAGGCUGAACAUGGGGCGAGGGAGGGGCACUACUUUUUUUUUGUUGUUGUUUGUUUUUAACUUUGUGUUUUCAGUAGAGAUGGAAUGGAAAAACAUGAAUAAAUGAAGUCUUUAUAUUAAA